CUUCUGUUGACAGGCAGCUGGUCUAGGCGCAGCUGCAGGCGAGCAGCGAGUAGCUAUGAGUGCUACAGCUGCCACCCGUCCGAUUGGCCCCGAAUCUUGGCAGUGUGGCACGAUAAAAAACAUCAAGCUCUCGCAGGCAAUUGUCUCUCGUAGCGAGAGAGGGGUGAGUGGCAGCAAAUCUCUGGAUGCGCUCCCUACUUUGCGUGACGCCAUCACCGAGGCAAACAACGGAAGAAUACACGACUACAUGAGGGACACACGAGCGGUAGCCGAGCGGCUGAGGGAGAGUCUAGUUCAGACAAACGAAGAGAUAAAAUCACUGAAUCGCUGCAAGGAGAGUCUCGAAAAGGCUUUGGAAUACAAGAGGAAAGAUAUCGCUUUGAAUCAUCACUCUAAAUUUACACGGCAGACAAGACCUCAAAGAGAAAAAAAACCAGAUGGUGCAGAUGAGCUGUUGAGCGCUGAGCGCGCACAUUUGUUUAAGCUAAAGAAACGUCUAGAGUUAUGUCUCCACAAAGUUCAGCAGCAUCUACUUUACUUGGCGAGCAUUCGAACAAACCUGUGUUCGAUUUUCAGCGAGAGGUCUCGAGUUUUGGAUCUUAUUUGUCAUUCACGAGCUUCAGCAAAUAUAAGUAAAGGGAAAGUUGAUGGCAAUAGGCAACGACGUACUUCUAGUGCUAAGGCGGAUCCACUGAGUUCAUAUAGCCCUGCUGCAGCUGCAGCACUUAAUGAGUCUUUAGUUGCUCGAAGGCAGUCAGCACAACUGAGAAGUGAGAGUGCUUCAGCAAUUGAACAUGCAAAUCGUCUUCAAAUGGCAUCUCAUAUGUCGGUCAAUGAAGGGUUGACUCAGAAACUGGCCGAAACUAUAACUCUAAAGCAACAUCUGAAACUAGGAAUUGGUGACACCAAAAUGGCUACUCACCGUGCAGAACGCUGGUAUGAUACUCAGAACUUAGCAAGAGGAUACGCCCUUGGACCUGUUUCAAUGUCUGACAUUAACACCAGUGAGAAACUUGAGCGUCCAUUAGUUCAAGUGUACCAGCGUCACCCAGGAUCUGAUCUUACUGAAGCCAAGCAGUUGAUUAAAGCAGCUUACGGACUCGACCAGUCCAUAGCCAACACUAAACGCAACAUUGGUCUUCUAAAACUGGCAAGAGAGCGACUCGAAGAUGACGUUCGUGACAAAAAAGCAGCUGCUGUCAUUGAUGGAAAGAUAGUUCGUAUGCGAAGACGUUGUGGUGACCACCGCUGGGUGAUGGGCAGCACAGUAUACUAACAGUCAACUAGAAUGUUGACUUUUAUGCAUGAAUAUGUGGUGUAGUGCAGUGUAACUGCAGUGUAGCAGACUAUUUAGCUGUGUAGAUGGUAGUGUGUUGCAAGUUUGUUGUACUGAUAUCUACUGUGGUGUAAUUGGUCAAGGUGAAGCGAUUCAGCAAUAUCAAAACAUAAUCACAAUCAAAGAAAGCAGAAAUGACUCUACGAGU
This is a messenger RNA of Corticium candelabrum, 1484 nucleotides long. RefSeq names its product tektin-like protein 1. Lineage: Eukaryota; Metazoa; Porifera; Homoscleromorpha; Homosclerophorida; Plakinidae. The transcript is spliced from 4 exons. The record is from RefSeq and is a predicted model, not a curated record. Bases 56 to 1276 code for a protein of 406 amino acids.